Molecule: messenger RNA, 4342 nt
Organism: Mustela erminea (ermine)
Lineage: Eukaryota; Metazoa; Chordata; Mammalia; Carnivora; Mustelidae
Gene: ARMC9
Product: armadillo repeat containing 9
Exons: 25
Coding region: 146-2719 (857 amino acids)
Biological process (GO): cilium assembly
Cellular component (GO): ciliary basal body; centriole; ciliary tip
Molecular function (GO): protein binding
Source: RefSeq, a predicted model, not a curated record
UGCGUCUCCCCCACGUGAUGCUAGGCUGGCGGCGGCGGUUGCCGGGGCGACAGCUGGAGAAGUGGCGGCCGAGUGGAUUUGUGGAGGGUUCCCGCGGCGGUGCAGCAGAGACUUUUGCUGUGUGAAAUAACAGUAACAGUUCACUAUGGGAGAUGUUCUGGCUCAUGAAUCAGAAUUACUUGGACUUGUGAAAGAGUAUUUAGAUUUUGCCGAAUUUGAGGACACCUUGAAAACAUUUUCAAAAGAAUGCAAAAUGAAAGGAAAGCCAUUAUCUCAAACAGCAAGUGGCUCUUUAAGGGACUCCAAAUCACUGAUCAUCCAGAAGGACCUCGUUGCUGCAUUUGACAAUGGAGACCAGAAGGUGUUCUUCGAUUUGUGGGAGGAGCACGUUCCCAGUUCCAUUCGAGAUCAUGACUCCCUUGCCCAGAAGUUGGAAUUCUAUCUUCACAUCCAUUUUGCCAUCUACCUUCUGAAACACUCCGUAGGGAGACCUGUAGGUUCCCUUUGUGAUUUGGACAAAGAGGACCUGGAUGAGAGGAUUUCUUAUUUCAAAACCUACCUGGAGACCAAAGGGGCAGCAUUGAGCCAGACCACGGAGUUUCUCCCAUUCUAUGCUCUGCCUUUUGUUCCUAACCCCAUGGUACACCCCUCGUUUAAAGAGCUCUUCCAGGACUCUUGGACUCCAGAAUUAAAGUUGAAAUUGGAAAAGUUUCUGGCUUUAAUUUUUAAGGCCAGUAACACGCCGAAGCUUUUAACAUUAUAUAAGGAGAAUGGACAAAGUAACAAAGAUGUGUCCCAGCAGCUCCACCAGCAGCUGGUAGAAGCUGAACGGAGGUCCAUGACGUACCUGAAGCGGUACAAUAAGAUACAGGCAGACUACCACAAUCUCAUCGGGGUCACAGCAGAGCUGGUGGAUUCUCUGGAGGCCACAGUCAGUGGCAAGAUGAUCACCCCGGAGUACCUACAGAGCGUGUGUGUCCGCCUCUUCAGUGACCAGAUGCGACAGAGCCUGGCCCACAGCGUGGACUUCACAAGGCCUGGGACGGCUUCAACCAUGUUGAGAGCCUCCUUGGCACCUGGGAAACUGAAGGAUGUCCCGUUACUGCCCUCCUUGGAUUAUGAGAAACUGAAGAAGGAUUUGAUUUGGGGGAGUGACCGCUUGAAAGCCUUCCUGUUGCAGGCUCUUCGCUGGCGCUUGACCACGUCCCAUCCUGGAGAGCAGAGGGAGACCGUUCUGGAAGCUUACAUUGGCAACGACCUCCUGGAUUGUCACAGCCACAGCCAGAGGAGCGUGCUGCAGCUGCUGCACUCUAGGAGCGAGGUGGUGCGACAGUAUAUGGCCCGGCUCAUCAAUGCUUUCGCAUCCCUGGCCGAAGGUCGCCUCUACUUAGCCCAGAACACGAAGGUGCUGCGGAUGCUGGAGGAAAGGUUGAAGGAGGAGGAUGAGGACAUCGUCACCCGCGAGAACGUUCUCGGGGCCUUGCAGAAAUUCAGCCUCAGGCGCCCACUGCAGACAGCGAUGAUUCGAGACGGCCUCAUCUUCUGGCUGAUUGAUAUUCUGAAGGACCCCGAUUGCCUGUCGGACUACACACUGGAGUACUCGGUGGCCUUGCUCAUGAACCUCUGCCUCAGGAGUGCAGGGAAGAACAUGUGUGCCAAAGUGGCGGGCCUGGUGCUGAAAGUUCUCUCGGAUCUGCUUGGCCAUGAGAACCACGAGAUACAGCCAUAUGUGAACGGAGCUCUGUACAGCAUACUUUCUAUUCCAUCCAUUCGUGAGGAAGCAAGAGCAAUGGGAAUGGAGGACAUCCUUCGCUGCUUCAUCAAGGAAGGCAAUGCUGAAAUGGUCCGCCAGAUCGAAUUCAUAAUCAAGCAGCUUAAUUCAGAAGAGCUACUGGAUGGUGUUCUUGAGUCUGACGAUGAUGAAGAUGAAGAUGAUGAAGAGGACCAUGACAUUAUGGAAGCUGAUCUGGACAAAGACGAGCUGAUCCAGCCACAGCUUGGAGAGCUGUCAGGCGAGAAGCUUCUGACUACGGAGUACUUGGGAAUCAUGACGAACACGGGGAAGGCGAGGCGGAAGGGCCUGGCCUGUGUGCAGCAGAGUGCCGACGAGCCCCUGCGCCGGCCCGUCACCCCUGGUGGCCACAGGACCGGGUACCCAGUACUGGAAGACUGUCCCAUUUCUCCCCAGAUGACCCAGCGCUCCCGAAACGGCAGCCUCCCAUCCCUGACAAGCGCCCACCGUCCUGUCUACAAUGGUGCUCAGACCGGUGCUUCCGAGUCUGGCAUCUCUGCUUCAGCCACCAGGGACAUCAGGCCAGGAGAAUGGUUGCCAGCAGGACCUCAGGGAGAGGUUCGCCUGUCCUCCGCAGAAGUCCCUAGCCAGGCCCCAGGCGGUGGAGCAACCACCAGAGAAUUUACAUCAGCCUUCCCCUGCGAGCCCCGGACCCCCAGCACCCCGGCAAUCCUGGACCUGAACCCACCCAAGGCCAAGGCAUCCACUCUGGCCCCUCGGUUCUCUCCAUGCGGCCCCCAGCAGGCCAGCCGCCCUGGCUCCGUGUUGUCCUCCACGAGGGGCCCACAGAAUUCCUCAGAUGCCGCUGACUGGCACGGCCUUUCCCGUCUCCAGAACUCUGGAAGGACGAGAAGAGGAAUGGGUUCCCCUCGUCUCCAUGGUAUCAGGGCAACUGCUGUUUCUCCCCCAGACCUACAGAUGGGCUAAAAACCUGAUUUGUAAACGUCUGGCCACUUCGGGAGAAGAAAAAAGUCUUCUAGAGAUUUGGGAAGUAGCCAACUCUGUGUCAGACGACACUGAAAUCACCAGGUACAGCCCGAGUGGUUCUCCGGGCUAAGUAAAUACCGCCCCGUCUCCACACCACGCCCUGGGAGACUCCUCUCACCGGCACACGCGUCCACAUCCCUAGGCUGAUGGCCAGCAAGAACCUUGGUAAAACACCAGCAGCUUCUGCAUAAACAUCCCGGCUGUCUGCUGGCCUCGCUGAGUUGGCUGGGGUCACACAUGAACAUGACCUAUAGGAGAGAAUCAAGGACACGCGUAAAUGCAGAUGGUUUCAAAGGUCAUCUGGACAUCUGGUCGUACAGCCGGCUCCUAGGAUUUGCCCAUGAAACCCACCCAGGGAGCCACGGUGGAGAGCCUGUGGAAAUUUUGAGAAUGGUGGACCCUCGGGAAGAUCCCUUCUUCCCCCGGAAGCUGACCGCAGCUCUCCAGGUUCCUGGCCCCCUAAUCUCUCCUGAGUAGAACUCGAUCUCAUUUUGCUUCCUUCACAGCAAGGUGUCAAUGCCUGACAACAGCUUAAAUUAUGACCCUUGGUGGGAAUACAAUAGACAGGUGGAGGUUUGAGAUCCAGUCAGAUCCCAGAGGUCAAUCAUUCAGUAGGUUGGGAAGGAUUUAGCCCAAAUCAAAAGAAGUAAACCAGAAACAAAGGCACAGAUAGGAUUAAUGCAUAAAUUCCACGACAAACUUUUUAAAUUAAAACAAGAGCUGACCCUGUGCUUAUAGGAUCUUACCUUGCUUUCCAAAUCCUAAUCCUGGCCCCAAUUCCAAUAAAACUUUUUUUUACAGAAAUGGGCAGCCAGUUCACCGAAUUGAUUUCUCUAAUAUUGCGUUAAAAUAUCUUUUGUCUUGAUUCCUAAGUUUCGGGAUACUACCUUCCAUUUUGUGUGCAAGGUGAAUGCCCCACUUGCCUUACCUGCAUCCUGGCCCAGGAUCGAGGGGGGUCCUCCUGGGCCCCUGGCAGUGUGCCAAUGACCCAGCCUCACAGCCAGAUGGCUGGCCUGCCUGUCCGUUGGGCCAUCUUCAUCUGUCCACAUACCGUUUGUGGUGCAUUGGGCUGAGGAGUGGUUCACUUUGCUUUGCACAUAACAAACUACACCCAAAACACGUGGCUUAAAACAACUUAUUAGCUUUAUGGUUAUGUGGCUCUGCGAUGGGGCUGGGCUCCAGUGGGCGCUUCUGUUGUGUUUGGCUGGACCCAGAUGUGUGUCUGUGCUCAGAAGGCCAUCGAGGGCCUCGCUCGUCUGACAGCCAGCUGUUGGCUGGGUUCUGAGUUGUCCUCCGCGAGGCCUCUCGUCCCGCAGCAGCCGGCUGGCCUGGGCGUCUUCCCCAGUGGCCUCAGGAUUCUGGCUGCAGGGAGAGAGACAUGAAGCCCCAGGGCUGCUCGGGGUUUCUACCUGCACCGUGUUUACUCUUCUCCCAUUGGCCAAAGCUGGUCACACGACCGAGGCCAACAGUCCGUGCAGCGAGAUGAGACUAUGGGGCCAUUGAGCGAACCCAGGGCCCGACCCAGACAACACACGACGUCAAAGCAUUCAGAAUUUUACCUCG